GCACGAGCCGUCAAUAUCCAUCCAUUUCCAUACUUCUUUUUACCCGUGAUCGAGCUUUUUUUUUGUCACUGUUUGUUUGCGCGGUUGUUUGUCGCGUCUUACGUGACAGGUCCUUCGCAUAUAGCCAGUCAUACUUGAGAUCAUGGUGCGCUGUCUUGUGCGGACACCGCCAAUAUGAGGUUUAGAUCGGAUCUCAAGAAUACACGCACGUUUUCGAAAUUGGUGGCCGCUCUUUCGUCCCUCGAGAAGAUCGCCUGGUUGCGUCUUGACGAUGAUACCGUCCGCUUCACCGUGAUCCCGGAUACCGGGUCGCAAGUCUGGGCGUCCUUUUCCAUGGACUUCAUCUUCGACAACUAUGCUCUCCAAUCCGCCGAACCGAACAACACCAUCAACCUCGAAUUACCUCUAACCCCUCUCCAGCGCGCCCUCAAGUCCGCCAUCAACGGGUCCUCCGCGUCGAUCCGCCUCACAAAAAAAGACGGCAUUCCCGUGUUAUCCAUGACCGUCACGACCAUGGUCAAGGAACCUCAAGGCGCGGCCCGUCUCGGCGGUAUAGGCGCAAACCCCUUAGGCGGCGGCGGCGGCGGCGGUGGUGGUAACUACGACGACGACGAAGACGGGGUCUUCGCGCAAGAGCCCCUCGAGACGAACCUGCGCCGCGAGCGCGAGAAGAUCGUCACCCAGGACAUCCCCGUGCGCGUCCUGCACCCGGACACCGUCGAGACCAUCAUGCAGCCCAAAGUCCGAGAGCCCGAUGUCCACAUCCAACUCCCGCCCCUGCUUCAGCUCAAAGCGAUCUCCGACCGUUUUACAAAACUCGCCGUAGCUUCCCGCACGUCAUCAUCCUCGUCUUCCGCCGCAGCAACAGGAGCCUCGUCGUCGUCUUCGUACUCGCCCAAACUCGAGCUCAGCGCCAACAUGCACGGCGGGCUGCGGCUGCGGCUGGACACGGACUCGCUCAACGUGGAGAGCCGGUGGUCCGGGCUCGAGAACCCGGAGCUGGACCCGGCGCAGCUGCCGUGCGCGCUCGAGGACCACCCCAGCACGCGGUUCCGCGAGGCCGGGCCCGACAAGUGGGCGACGGUCCGCGUGGACGGCAGGGACUGGAGUAAAGUGCUCAGCGUAGGGAGGCUCGAGGGGAGGGUCAUCGCGUGCUUUGCCGACGACCACGCGCUCAUCAUGUACGUGUACGUCCCGCAGUAUGACGAUACGGGGGCUGAGGACUCGGUUGUUACGUAUUAUGUAUCUUCUUAUAGUGCUUGAGGGUUUAGGUUCUCAUAUGUAGGAGGUAUCUAAGGCGUAUGGCGUUUUAGGCCUUAUACGGCUUGCUUGGGCGAGGCUAGAGUGUUUAAGAACGGAUAGAUAAAUAGGUACCUAAACUAACCUAAGAACCUAAUGCUAGUUUCACCUUUUGUGUUCAUGCCGAUGAGUUUGUCGUUACUGGAUUAGGUAGAGUAUUCUACGCAUGGAGCAAGACGCAAGUCGAAAUUACUGGCUACCUAGCCUAAGGGUAAGGGGUUCGACAUGCUGCAGUUGUUUUGCAGCUGGGUACCGGAAGUAAAAUAGCGCCGUGAAUGUAUUUCUAUACAUGCUUUGAGUUGGUUUGGAUCAGAAUACGAUAUGUGUCAAAUAAUCUAAGGAUGGCUUUG
Molecule: messenger RNA, 1649 nt
Organism: Daldinia caldariorum
Lineage: Eukaryota; Fungi; Ascomycota; Sordariomycetes; Xylariales; Hypoxylaceae
Product: Hus1-like protein
Exons: 4
Coding region: 175-1263 (362 amino acids)
Biological process (GO): nucleotide-excision repair; telomere maintenance; double-strand break repair via homologous recombination
Cellular component (GO): checkpoint clamp complex; nucleolus; site of double-strand break
Source: RefSeq, a predicted model, not a curated record